AUGGAAGCAACCACACGACGUGUCAAAGGUGGUUUCGAGACAGGGCUGCUUUGGAGGUUCAACAACAUCUGCUUUCCCGAUAGCUAUCCGAUGGCAUUGCGGCGAUUGCAUGCGUUGGAGAAACGACUAAGUCGAGAUCCAGUUCUUGAAGCAAAGGUGAGAAACCAGAUAAUGGAAUAUGAAGUGAAGGGUUAUGCUCAUCGAACUACGCCAGAAGAACUUCGAUCUACGAACCCAAAUAAGGUCUGGUAUCUACCUUUGGGAGUCAUACAGAACCCGAAGAAACCGAAUAAGUUGCGGUUGAUAUGCGACGCUAAAGCACGAGCAGGAGGAGUGUCGUUCAACGACAUGCUAUUAAAAGAUCCUGAUCUGCUGGUAGCCCUGAUGGAGGUAUUACUACGGUUCAGACAAGGGAACAUCGCAAUAGUAGGCGACAUAAGAGAGAUGUUCCAUCAGAUUUGGAUUCGAGACGAAGACAAGCAGGCCCAGCGAUUCAUUUAUCGAUCAUGCCCUGGGUCAGAACCCCAGAUAUAUACUAUGGACGUUGCGACGUUUGGAGCGACAUGCUCGCCGAGUCUGGCACAGUACGUAAAGAACAAAAAUGCAACGGAGUUCGCGAGAUCAUUUCCGAGAGCGGUGAAAGCCAUAACAGAUAACCACUACGUGGAUGAUUUUCUGGACAGCGUAGACACAGAAAAGGAGGCCGUCCAGUUGGUUAACGAAGUGAAAUUCGUCCAUUCUCAAGCAGGAUUCGAUAUCCGUAACUUCUGCUCUAAUUCAGUCGAAGUCCUAGCGAGAAUCGGAGAAACGACAGAACGCCAGCAGGUAUCCAUGAACCUGGACAAAUCACCAGAGUCUGAACGGGUGCUGGGAUUGAUCUGGAGGCCAGCAGACGAUGUCUUUAGCUUUGACUUGAGCAAUAUGAAGGAGGAGAUUAGGGAACUUGUCGAGAGUAGAACCGUUCCUAGCAAACGACAGGUUCUGCGAACUGUAAUGUCCCUAUUUGACCCAUUGGGACUCAUUUCACACUUCGUGGUGCAUGGGAAGAUUCUCAUGCAACAGAUUUGGAGAACCGGAACGGACUGGGACGAACUCAUUGUGGAGGAAUUGUGGGAUCAAUGGAAGCAGUGGUGCCAAUACAUGCAGCGUUUGGAUGAAGUGAGAGUACCACGCUGUUUCUUUAAAGGGGUGAACAUCUCUGCACUCAAAGAGGCGGAAGUUCAUCUAUUUGUGGAUGCGAGUGAAUUGGCAUGUGCGGCGGUUCUUUAUCUCCGAGUCCUCGACAGCGGUAAGCCCAGGUGUGCUCUGGUAGCCGCUAAAACUAAAGUGGCCCCACUAAAACCUCUCUCCAUUCCACGUCUUGAGCUUCAAGCAGCGAUGAUCGGGACAAGGUUGAUGGACUUCGUCCUGAAAUCCCUGGAUGUCCAAAUAAAGAAACGCUUCUUGUGGACAGAUUCCUCAACUGUUCUCUGCUGGUUGCGGUCUGAUAGCCGGCGGUAUCAUCAAUUUGUUGCCUUUCGUGUAGGAGAGAUCCUCUCAACAACUACAGUGGAUGAAUGGCACUAUGUACCAUCAAAAAUGAACAUAGCCGACGUAGCCACGAAAUGGAAGGAGGGGCCAAGCUUCGAUCCGUCCGACUUCGAUUCGACCAGUCCGUGGUACAAUGCUCCAGAAUUUUUAUACCAAGAACAGGAGCAGUGGCCUUCAGAACCCCCGCGGAAACAAGCAGAAACAGAAGUCGAACUGCGUUCUGCAUUUUUAUUCCACGGCAUGAUGCCGAAAGCCGUUGUUGAUUGUUCCAGGUUUUCAAACUGGAAUCGUCUAUUGAGGGCGACCGCUUACGCUUUGCGUGCUGUACGCAGAUUUAGAGGGGAACCGGCGUCCCAGUCGGAUUUUCUAUCUCAAAAAGAGUUAUGUGAUGCGGAAAUAGUGAUAUGGAAGCAGGUGCAAGCUGGAACCUAUUCAGACGAGUACGCGAUUCUGGAGCAUAACCUGACGAAUCCCACAAGUUUAGCUCCAUUCCCGAAAUCUAGUCCACUCUAUCGACUUUCGGUAUUCUUGGAUGAACGAGGUGUCGUCCGAAUGAACAGUAGAAUAUCUACUUCGCCGUCUGUAUCGUAUGACACGAAAUUUCCGAUUGUGCUGCCAAGGAAAGAAUAUGCAGUCUAUCUUCUAACGGAGAGCUAUCACCGGAGGUUUCUUCACAGGAACGGGGAGACAGUCUGCAAUGAAAUGCGUCAACGAUUCUUCGUACCCGGACUUCGAAUUCUGAUUCGGCAGGUGGCAAAGUAG
Messenger RNA from Toxorhynchites rutilus septentrionalis, 2292 nucleotides. RefSeq lists its product as uncharacterized. The transcript has a single exon. NCBI's taxonomy places the organism in Eukaryota, Metazoa, Arthropoda, Insecta, Diptera, Culicidae. The coding region runs from base 1 to 2292 and encodes 763 amino acids. The record is from RefSeq and is a predicted model, not a curated record.